Molecule: messenger RNA, 2969 nt
Organism: Rhagoletis pomonella (apple maggot)
Lineage: Eukaryota; Metazoa; Arthropoda; Insecta; Diptera; Tephritidae
Product: ribosome biogenesis protein BOP1 homolog
Exons: 5
Coding region: 81-2627 (848 amino acids)
Biological process (GO): ribosome biogenesis; maturation of LSU-rRNA from tricistronic rRNA transcript (SSU-rRNA, 5.8S rRNA, LSU-rRNA)
Cellular component (GO): preribosome, large subunit precursor; PeBoW complex
Molecular function (GO): ribonucleoprotein complex binding; protein binding
Source: RefSeq, a predicted model, not a curated record
CAGCUGUCAUUUUUCCUACACGUGCUGCGACCGUUUGGUGAUUUUUAUUUAUUGUGAUUUUCUGGAAUUCAAAUUAAAUAAUGGCAAAAAACCAAAUUAAAAGAAAAGCAACUGUCUUUGUUGAAAAGAAAAAAGGCAAAGAUACCGUAGUCAAAUCUGCAGACGAGGACGAAGAGGACUUGGAACAGGAUCUCUUGCAAAAAAUUUCAAAUCAAGAUCAAGAUAGUACGGAUGAUGAAGGUGUAAAUGAGAACUAUCAAUCAGAUGAAAGUGAUGAAUUGGAAUUUGAAAGUGACGAGGAAGGCAAUUAUGCAUCUAAAUGGGAUGAAGGAAUUGAGUCGGAAAACAACAGCUUUGAUGAGGAAGAGUCCGCAGAGGAAGGUUCCGAAGAAGAAGGUUCAGAAGGAGAGGAUGAAAUAAACGAAUCAGAUAUAGAAGAUAUAUCGGAAGAAGAUAAUGAUCACAACUCGGAUGAAAGUGGAGAUGAUUUUGGUGAUGAAAGCGACAAUGAUGGUAAUACAAAGGCGACUACCAAGAAAAAAACAGAAAAUAAUAUAAGCAAGGAGGAAAACUCUCCAAAGCCUACCACAUCUAAAGCGGCAAAAAAGGCGCUUGACGCGCAAACCCCUGGAACAAGCCAAGCGCUAAACAACUUCCAGAAGGAACUCAAAGACACGAAAGAAACCCAUGCCGUCUCAGACAAAAAAACGGAAUAUGAAGAUUCUGAUACCUCAGAUGAAGAAGACAUACGAAAUACUGUGGGCAACAUUCCGAUGCGUUGGUACGAUGAAUACAAACACAUUGGUUAUGAUUGGGAUGCAAAGAAAAUUAUUAAACCACCCAAGGGUGAUCAAAUCGAUGACUUUUUGCGUAAAAUCGAAGACCCUGACUUUUGGCGCAGUGUAAAAGAUCCACAAACCGGACAAGAAGUUGUACUCACUGAUGAAGAUAUUGCACUUAUUAAACGCAUAAAUUCGUCGCGCGUACCCAAUCCAGUACAUAACGAAUAUGAAAAUUGGAUAGAGUGGUUCACAUCCGAAGUGGAACGUAUGCCUAUUAAAAACGUUCCCGAUCACAAACGUUCCUUUCUGCCAUCUUCAUCGGAACGAAAGAAGGUUUCGCGUAUGGUACACGCCAUUAAAAUGGGUUGGAUGAAAACUACGGAGGAGGUGGAGCGCGAAAAGAAAGCUGCACGCGGACCGAAAUUCUAUAUGCUCUGGGAAACCGACACCAGUCGAGAGCAAAUGCGACGCGUACAUGAUCCGGUGUCGGCACCGAAACGUGAUUUGCCCGGCCAUGCUGAGUCUUAUAAUCCACCACCAGAAUAUCUGUUUGAUGAAAAAGAAGAGAAAGAGUGGUUGAAGCUGAAGGAUGAGCCACACAAGCGGAAACUACAUUUCAUGCCGCAAAAGUACAAGUCUUUGCGCGAGGUACCUGCUUAUCCACGCUAUAUACGUGAACGUUUCUUGCGUUGUCUGGAUCUGUAUUUAUGUCCACGUGCAAGACGCACCAGAUUAAACAUAGAUGCUGAAUAUUUGAUACCAAAAUUGCCUUCACCAAAGGACUUACAACCUUUCCCAACAGUGGAAAGUUUGGUAUAUCGAGGACACACUGAUUUGGUGCGUUCAAUUAGUGUUGAACCCAAGGGAGAAUACGUUGUUUCAGGAUCGGAUGACAAAACCCUCAAAAUUUGGGAAAUCGUUACUGGUCGUUGUAUACGCACAAUAGAGACUGACGAAGUGGUGCGUUGUGUUGCUUGGUGUCCAAAUGCUAAGUUGUCUAUUAUUGCAGUUGCUUCUGGCAAUAGAUUGCUUUUGAUAAAUCCGAAAGUAGGUGAUAAAAUGCUUGUGAAGAAAACAGACGAUUUGUUAGCCGAAGCACCAAAAAUUGAUACAAUGGAAAGUGAGCGUAUUAAGACGGCUGUGCAAUGGUCCGUUCCUGAAAAAGAGGAACAAGAGAAAGGCGUGCGCUUAGUCAUUACACAUUUUAAGCCCAUCCAACAAGUAACGUGGCAUGGACGUGGAGACUAUGUAGCUACGGUUAUGCCAGAGGGUGCAAAUCGUUCAGCGCUUAUUCAUCAGCUAUCUAAACGUCGUUCUCAGAUUCCAUUCUCCAAGAGUAAAGGUCUUAUACAAUGUGUGCUGUUCCAUCCAAUCAAACCAUGCUUGUUUGUGGCAACCCAACACAAUGUGCGUAUUUAUGAUUUAGUAAAACAAGAGCUAAUAAAGAAGUUGCUGACAAAUUCAAAAUGGAUAUCGGGCAUGGCCAUACAUCCAAAAGGCGACAACUUGCUGGUAUCUACAUAUGAUAAGAAAAUGUUAUGGUUUGAUUUGGAUCUUUCCACGAAGCCAUAUCAGACAAUACGCUUACACAGAAAUGCUGUGCGUAGUGUUGCUUUUCACUUACGCUAUCCGCUUUUUGCUUCAGCCAGUGACGAUCUAUCAGUGAUAGUUUCACACGGCAUGGUCUACAAUGACCUGCUGCAAAACCCAUUGAUUGUGCCUUUGAAAAAAUUGCAGACACAUGAGGCACGUGAGGAAUUUGGCGUGCUGGGUGUAGCUUGGCAUCCAGUGCAGCCGUGGGUAUUUUCAUCUGGUGCAGAUGCUACAAUUAGGCUAUAUACGUAGUUUAUUUUUUUUUUUAAUUUGUCAUUUUUUUAAUACUUAUAAUGCUAUAAAGUUAAUUAAAUGCAGUAAAAUAAUAGUUAAAUAUCAAUUGAAAUCUUUGAAAAAAUUUGGUCUUCUCAUCCUGCUUCUUUUGCCAUGAUAUCGAGCCCCAACCGCAAAAAUAACGUAAGGAACAUUUUUUUCCUAAAUUUCCUUUUGAUGCAGAAAUAUUCCUAGAGCAUCUAGAUGCAUUUCUGCAUCAAAAAGAAAAUUGUGAAGAAAUGUCACAUACGUAGUAACUGUUCUAAACUUACAAAAUUUCGGAAGAUCUAAUGAAAUAUAAAGCCAAACUUUUAAUAAUAA